AUGGAUCCGUACGAUGGGCCCACGUCACCUGGCAGGGGUCGUGGGGGAGAUGGAUACCGUCGUCGUUCGCCAGGUAUCUCGCAAGACCGCCGACGAAGUGGUGCAGGUCGCGGACGAUCGCGCUCACCCCCAGGUAUCGACCGAUACGAACCCCAAGAUCGCAGUCGGGGUAAUCGUGCCGACGAGUAUUACACUCCUACUCGAGAUAAUCGAGACUAUGCACCUCGCGAUCGCGACGAUCGCCGACGAGCUGCUUCACCGGCUGCCAUUGAUCGCUACAUUCCAGGCCAAGAUGCAGGCAAACGAAUCGUGCCGACAAACCCUCUUCCAAACCCCAUGUCACUUGAUAUACAGGUCGGUUUUACCUGGUUCGCAGAAUGGUGGAGGGCAGAACAAAAUAUCAAAGAGGAAAAGGAACGCGCUAAGCAUGGUGGACGUCACCCUUUGAAUCGCCUCAAAGGCGAGAAGGAAGCUCGUGAAGAUCGGGAUAAAGAGAAGAGCUUGAUUCAGGCCGCUUACGACAGUUAUAAGGCGGAUUUGCAGAUCAAAAUGUCGCGCACGUUUGUUAAGCAGCAUCGGAAUGAGGAGUGGUUUAAGGAGAAAUAUGUUGCAGAGGUUCGCGACCCUUUGAGAAGACAGAUGAUGGAGUUUCGACGCGGUGUCUAUGAUCAGUGGGAACGCGAUAUUGAUUCUGGCUAUUUUGAUGAGUUUACACUCGAAGGGAUCUAUAAAAGCGAGAGUGAUGGUGCAGGUGGUGUGAUUGAAAAGGAGGAAGGAGAAGCCACUGCGGUCGGGGAGACACUCGGCGUUCUUGACCUACUACCAGCACGAGGCGCAGAAUUGCGCGAUGAGGCUUUGUCGCAGCCUGUUUUAUUGAUCAAGACUCUGGCACCGAAUGUGAAUCGAAUCAAGAUUGAGGAGUUUUGCAAAGAGCACUUGGGUGAACAAGAUGGUGGGUUCAGAUGGCUCAGUUUGAGCGAUCCUAAUCCUUCCAAAAAGUUCCAUCGAAUGGGGUGGAUCAUACUGCACCCUGCUGCACAUGAACCUGCUCUUGUGGAAAGAGGCGAUGGUCGGGAUGAAGAAGGGGAAGAGAAGGAACCAGAGGCUACCACUAACGGAUCGAAGACGGCAUCCGCGGCAGAGAAAGCAUUGGAAGCUGUUAAUGACAAAACCAUUUAUGAUCCUGUCAAUGGAGAUUUCGUUUGCCAUGUUGGCGUGCAUGUUCCUCCGUCGCAGCCUCGCAAAAAGGCUUUGUGGGAUCUAUUCUCCGCUCCUGAAAGGAUCGAGCGUGAUCUUGAACUUGCGCGUCGUCUUAUUGGUAAAUUGGACACGGAGAUGGGAGAUGUGGAUGCAUGUACCAAGAUUGAGGGUAAAGUGGAGGAUCUUCAUCAAAGAGGCUUCUUGCAACCGACUGUAUCGUCCGGCGCAUCCAAGAAGAAGAAUGGACUUGACACGGAAAUGGAUGACGGAGAAGCUGAAGAAGGUGAAGAAAUGGAGGGUUUGGAUGAGGAAGAUAUUGACGAUGAAGAUCUACUGGUGAAAAAGAAGAAAAUCGAUUUGAUGGUGGAAUAUCUUCGACGAGUGCACAACUUCUGUUUCUUCUGUGUUUUCGAAAGUGAUUCGGUACACGAAUUGGUUCGAAAAUGUCCUGGUGGUCAUCUUCGUCGUCCUAGGUCUGGCCUCAGCAAUCAGGCGAAACAGGUUGCUAGAGCCAGUGCUAUGGGCCAACCAUUCCCUACCAAGAAGAAGGAUGCCAGUGAGGAAGGUGAAGAAACCCCAGCAGCGGAGGAGAAGCGACCUCAGAAAUUGUCUAAAGGUGAACAACAGCUACAACGUGCAUUCAACUGGGUCAAGACGUUCGAAGAUAAGCUUCUUCAGAUUCUCGAGCCGGAGAAUGUGGAUCUUACGAAACUUGGUGGGAAGGACGUUGAACAAGCGUUGGAAGAAGAGUUGUCCAAAUACGUAAAGCAAGAAGAUGAGUCCAAGUUUCGAUGCAAGGUCCCAGAAUGUUCGAAGUUAUUUAAGGCGGAUCAUUUUUGGCGCAAACAUGUGGAAAAACGUCACGAGGAAUGGUAUCAGAAUAUCAAAAAUGAUCUGUUGCUGGUCAAUGAAUACGUCCUUGACCCGGCUCAUAUUGCUCCUUCGCGCACGGAUGCCAACAGCAAUGGCCACUUUCCAUUCAGCAGCAACCACAUUCAACCAGGCACACCUCGCGGCUUCAACCUGGCCGCUAACAUGCCGUACUUUAACGGCAGCAACGUCCCCAAUACAUUUCAAGGCAUGCAUGCAGUCCCUGGCUUUAUGGGUGUCAACGCACCCGGUUUCAACGGCAUGAUGACCGGCGACGGCACAAUGAUGUCCCACCACGGCCAACCAGGCGUCAUGCGUCGUGGAGGAGGGCGAUACAGUAACCGCUCCGGCCCAUACGAUCGUCGUGGCGGAAACCGCAAUAAUAACCACGGCCGCCUCAGUCCCGUCCGCGGUAUGCCGGGUAUGUUUGGCCGUCUUCCAGGCGGUGGCGGCAGUAUCAGUGGUAUACCGUAUGUCCCACCAGGUCACCCUGCAGCUGCCAUGUUGCCAGCGGGCGGUAUCCCCGCUGGUGCUGGUGCUACUGGCGCCGGAGGUACACUAGAUGGACAUCAAGCUAUGGGACCGCGAGAGGCGGUUCAGGGCCGUAGUUUGAAGAGUUAUGAGGAUUUGGAUGCGGUCGGUGGUUCGGGUAGUGGGGAGUUGAAUUAUUAG
Molecule: messenger RNA, 2742 nt
Organism: Talaromyces stipitatus ATCC 10500
Lineage: Eukaryota; Fungi; Ascomycota; Eurotiomycetes; Eurotiales; Trichocomaceae
Product: arsenite resistance protein Ars2, putative
Exons: 3
Coding region: 1-2742 (913 amino acids)
Biological process (GO): mRNA processing; primary miRNA processing
Cellular component (GO): nuclear body
Source: RefSeq, a predicted model, not a curated record